AUGUAUCCGGGCUGUUACGGCAAGCUUCCAGCCAACCGCGCGUUCGGCGGCCCGCACGGCCCCAUCUUGGUCGACAGCGACAUCUGCAUAUGGAUCGUCCCGAGCCCCCUAAUCGAGGACGCAUUACUCGCCGAAUUGGUUAUUCGCGACGUAGAAGACAUCGUUCGGCACGCGCCCGUGCGCGAUGCCAUUGCUUCCCCAGAUGUUUUCCACAGCGAUCGUGGAAGCACAGGUUGA
Molecule: messenger RNA, 237 nt
Organism: Heterobasidion irregulare TC 32-1
Lineage: Eukaryota; Fungi; Basidiomycota; Agaricomycetes; Russulales; Bondarzewiaceae
Exons: 2
Coding region: 1-237 (78 amino acids)
Source: RefSeq, a predicted model, not a curated record